Molecule: messenger RNA, 1683 nt
Organism: Diospyros lotus (date-plum)
Lineage: Eukaryota; Viridiplantae; Streptophyta; Magnoliopsida; Ericales; Ebenaceae
Product: flavonoid 3',5'-hydroxylase 2-like
Exons: 2
Coding region: 43-1569 (508 amino acids)
Molecular function (GO): iron ion binding; oxidoreductase activity, acting on paired donors, with incorporation or reduction of molecular oxygen; heme binding
Source: RefSeq, a predicted model, not a curated record
UCAUUCCGUUGCACACAUCUGAGCUUCGUACAAGAGACAACCAUGGCCGCCAACACAGUAUGGUUUUGGGAGUUGGCCGCAGCAACCCUUCUCUUCCUCAUCACGAAGCUCUUCAUUUCCGCAUUCUCAAAGCCCUUCCGCAGGCAUCUGCCGCCCGGGCCAAGAGGGUGGCCGGUCAUCGGCGCUCUCCCGCUCCUGGGAGACAUGCCUCACGUUCAACUAGCAAAACUGGCCAAGAAAUAUGGACCUUUCAUGCAUCUCAAACUGGGAACUAGCAAUGUGGUUGUGGCGUCGAGUCCAGACGUUGCCAGAGCCUUCUUGAAAACCCUAGAUACCAAUUUCUCAAAUCGCCCUAUUCAUGCUGGCCCUACCCAUCUGGCCUACGAUGCUCAGGACUUGGUUUUCGCAGAGUAUGGACCAAAAUGGAGGCUCCUCCGGAAACUGUGCGAUUUACACAUGCUUGGCCGGAGAGCUCUAGAUGACUGGUCGCAUGUCCGAGUCGUGGAGCUUGGGCAUAUGUCGAGAGAGAUCUGUCGCUUGAGCGGUAGAGGUGAGCCGGUGGCGUUGCCGGAGAUGCUAAGCCACGCCAUGGUAAACAUGAUGGGGCAAGUCAUACUUAGUAAGCGAGUGUUUCCCGACAAAGGCUCGGAGUCUAAUGAGUUCAAGGACAUGGUAGUGGAGCUCAUGACCACUGCGGGCUACUUCAACAUUGGCGAUUUCAUACCGUCGAUAGCGUGGAUGGACUUGCAAGGGAUCGAGCGGGGUAUGAAACGGUUGCACAAGAAGUUUGACGCCUUGCUGACGAAGAUGAUCGAGGAGCACACAGAAUCGGCUCAUAAGCGUCAAGCUAAGCCAGAUUUUCUUGAUACCCUCCUCAUCGCCAGUAGAGAAAGCUCUGGAAGCCUUAGCAUGAUCAACGUCAAGGCACUUCUUUUGAAUCUGUUUACUGCUGGCACUGAUACAUCCUCGAGUGCAAUUGAAUGGGCACUUGCCGAGAUGAUAAACAACCCGAGCAUCCUCAAACGAUCACAUGAAGAGAUGGAUCAAGUCAUUGGUCGAGAUCGACGAUUGGAGGAGUCAGACAUUCCAAAGCUGCCGUACUUUCAAGCUAUAGUAAAGGAAGCCUUCCGGAAGCACCCAUCCACGCCCCUUAAUCUCCCGAGAGUUUCAAACAAGGCUUGUGAAGUGAACGGCUACUACAUACCCAAGAACACCAGAUUAAUGGUGAACAUAUGGGCGAUUGGGCGAGACCCCAGCGUUUGGGAAAACCCUUUAGAGUUCAUCCCAGAAAGGUUUUUAAGCCCAGACAAGCAAAAAAUGGAGGCGCGAGGCAAUGAUUUCGAGCUAAUUCCUUUCGGGUCUGGGAGAAGGAUUUGUGCGGGAGUUAGGAUGGGCAUUGUGAUGGUCGAGUAUAUUUUAGGGACAUUGGUGCACUCAUUUGACUGGAAAUUGCCGGAUGGGAUGGUGCAGUUAAACAUGGACGAGACUUUCGGGCUCGCAUUGCAGAAAUCUGUCCCUCUCUCUGCCAUGGCCACUCCUCGCCUCUCUCCAGCAGCUUAUGCUGCCUAAUUAAUCCACGCAUGUUGCAGCUAUCUUAAUUCCUUCCCCAAAAUAAUUGAUCCAAGCUUAUGUUGCGUAAUUAUUCGAUGAUUACUGCCUAUAAUAAUAUGCUUGGUUCUUACA